CACCAGCAGACGGCCUCAUUUCGGCACAUAGAAGCGAGAUCUAUCACUUUGUGUCAUCAGCGGCCAUGGCGCCGUCAUCGCGAGGUCCGAACGGCACGCCGCUGAGCGACGCUGCGCUGGUGGACAAGCUGCUGACGGUCAUGGAGCAGGAGGUCAUGCCCACCACCGCCAAGGGAGUGGAGAAGGGCAACAAGGUGUUCGGGGCCGCCAUACUCGACGCUGACUUUCGGGUGGUGGUGGCCAGCACGAACCACGAGGCCGUCUGCCCAUUCUGGCACGGAGAGGUCAGUCAGCAGACCGACAGCAAACACAGGGGAGAAAAGAGAGACGCAUUCAUUCUGCUGGCGUGUUUGUGUCAACCACCUGUGCGCAGGUGCACACGCUCAAGGAGUUCUUUGCCUUGCCUGCGUCGUCCCGUCCGAAGCAGGAGGACUGUUACUUCCUCUGCACCCACGCCCCCUGCCCCAUGUGCCUGUCUGCUCUCACCUGGAGCGGCUUCAAAGUCCUGUACCAGUUCUUCUCAUAUGACGACUCCGAGGGAACGUAAGCAGCAGCCAUGCAAGAGCAGAGCCUGGGUGUGACAUAACGAUAAUGUGUGUGUGCAGCUUCAACAUCCCCUACGACAACCAAGUGCUGAGGGAGGUCUUCCAGUGCAAGAGACCAAGAAGUGGGUAGAGCGAGAUGAAUGCACACACACCCCAACACACGGCCCACACGCAAUAAUGCCGUCCACUGUUGUUCUCUCUGCUUAUCUGUGCAGGGUCGACCCCCUACUACGAUUCAUACGACCUUCGCGAGUUGGUGCAGCAUGGUGCUCUGAGUGACGAUGAGCGGGCGAGUGCGUGGCGGCGCAUCCGGCAGAUCGAGAGCGAGUACGACCGGCUGUCGGAGGUCUACCAGCAGAGGAAACACCUCUCCACCAACAUCAUGCUCAAAUGACUGCACUCAGCGAGGGGUGUACAUGUCAUGUUGUGUGAGUGUGCGUGUGUGUGUGAGAGAGACAGAGAGAUGCAGCGGUCUUUUUGCCGCUCGCUUUCGCUUCUUGAUCGGAUGGAGUGUAGUCUGUCUG
Messenger RNA from Vitrella brassicaformis, 1069 nucleotides. The record is from the annotation of a GenBank genome assembly. NCBI's taxonomy places the organism in Eukaryota, Vitrellaceae.